AUGCGCAAACCCGGAAUCGAACCGGGGGCCCAACGAUGGCAACGUUGGAUUUUACCACUAAACCAUUUGCGCGUUUUCUUGUAA
Molecule: messenger RNA, 84 nt
Organism: Debaryomyces tyrocola
Lineage: Eukaryota; Fungi; Ascomycota; Pichiomycetes; Serinales; Debaryomycetaceae
Source: the annotation of a GenBank genome assembly